Molecule: messenger RNA, 4223 nt
Organism: Pteronotus mesoamericanus
Lineage: Eukaryota; Metazoa; Chordata; Mammalia; Chiroptera; Mormoopidae
Gene: RAP2A
Product: RAP2A, member of RAS oncogene family
Exons: 2
Coding region: 171-722 (183 amino acids)
Biological process (GO): negative regulation of cell migration; Rap protein signal transduction
Cellular component (GO): plasma membrane
Molecular function (GO): GTP binding; GDP binding; GTPase activity
Source: RefSeq, a predicted model, not a curated record
CCAUGCCCGCUGCUCCCUCCGCCGGCGCCCGGGGGGCUGCAGCGGCUGUGAAGUGGGGGAGGCCGCAUAAGGCGGCGGGGUCGGCCACUGGGGCAGGGUCCGGGGACGCAGCGCGGCGGGCGUAGGUCUAUGUCGCGGGCGGUGGCGGCGGCGACGGCCGCGGAGGGACGAUGCGCGAGUACAAAGUGGUGGUGCUGGGCUCGGGCGGGGUCGGCAAAUCCGCCCUGACCGUGCAGUUCGUGACCGGCACCUUCAUCGAGAAAUACGACCCCACCAUCGAGGACUUCUACCGCAAGGAGAUCGAGGUGGACUCGUCGCCGUCGGUGCUGGAAAUCCUGGACACCGCGGGCACUGAGCAGUUCGCGUCCAUGCGGGACCUGUACAUUAAGAACGGCCAGGGCUUCAUCCUCGUCUACAGCCUCGUCAACCAGCAGAGCUUCCAGGACAUCAAGCCCAUGCGGGACCAGAUCAUCCGAGUGAAGCGGUAUGAGAAAGUGCCAGUCAUCUUGGUUGGGAACAAAGUGGACCUGGAGAGCGAGAGGGAGGUGUCAUCCAACGAAGGCAGGGCCCUCGCAGAGGAGUGGGGCUGCCCCUUCAUGGAGACCUCCGCAAAGAGUAAAACAAUGGUGGACGAACUCUUUGCAGAGAUCGUGAGGCAAAUGAACUAUGCCGCGCAGCCUGACAAAGAUGACCCGUGCUGUUCUGCAUGUAACAUCCAAUAGCAUUCAAAAAAGGCUCUCCCGGACGGGACCUGCCUGCCAUCACAGGCGGCACAAACCUCGUCUACUCGACUGCGGAGUCCACGGGCUGUGUGACGCGAAUCCACCGUGAAACAGCAGCCCUUACCCAGAACCCAGCAGUGAUUGUCCGUUGACAUCCCUGAGUAACAUUUGGGUUCAGUGACCACAGUUUUCGCCAUUGUCCUCAGUCUCCUAGACGCACCUGCCGCUUCGAGUCACAGCCAGUCAACCGACAGGGUGGUCGCCUUUGAAUGCUCGGAUGGCAUUGUCACCGAGCUGACCGAAGCAACUCUUGUAUAAAUGAAAAAUAACCAUGAGAGAGAAACCAGAAGGAUUCCUAGGACCACUGCAAUUAAAAUAUUUUAUCUUCUUUUAAAAAAAAUAAGUAAAGGAGAAAUAUUUUCCUAUGAGAGUACUGAAUUUCAGGAAUUGAGAUAGCGCUUCUGACCACUGUAUUCCGUCAAGUAAGAUAAUAGCUGCUCUGCCGACAGCAUUACAGGGAGAGAUUCUUUGCUUAGCUGGCACAUUUCUGUUUCUCAAAAGCGAUGCUUAAUUGUAGAUGUUAUCCUCAUUUGUGACACCGAACUAAUUCCUGCAUCCAUCCUCGAUAGAGCAAAAGUCCAAACAGGUUGUGUACAAAUACAACUGGGCUUUAGAAUGUGUAAAAUUACCUGCUUUGCCACAGCAUACGGAGGCCCUCACCAGGGUUCGAUCCGAUUUAAAACCCCAAAGCCACCCCCGUUAACCAAGCAGGUAUGGUCUUUGUUACUUUACUGAACAAGAAGGAAGCAACUGUGAUGCAAAGAUAUUGCCCAGCCUUACUAACAAAAAGGGUUCUAGUCAUAGAUUAACUAGUACCAUCAUGUAAGGAAAAUGAAGCCAUGUUGCAUCCCCGCGUUCUGUGUGCAGAAACCUCACAGGACAGUACAAAUAUCUCGCAUUUUUCCGUUUGUUAAAGCAGCAAAUUCCUUCUUGCCUUUAAGGGCUAUGGUUGUGGUGUGGUUCUUGGUUAACCUGCUUUCAAAAUCAAGUUUGCUGUAGCAGAGCUCUAUUGCAGGCAUUUAAAAAGAGUGAAUAACCAUGUGAAAUCAUUUGGGCUUAAAAGUAGAACAUAAACUACAGAGUGGAAGAUAAGGGACAAAAAAAAAAAUCUUUUAUCUUUAAUUUUCCUGGAGAAGUAUAUAAAGGUUUUCUUGUAACAGUUUUGCCCUGAUUACUGAAGUGGCAAAUAAGGCUAGAGAAUAUUUUGUUUGGAAAAGGUGCUCAGGCUCUGACACUUGUGGUUUUCAUAGCCACGAAGUAUUUGUCAUUUGCAUGACUAACAGCCCAGGAAGAACCUAUGCGUAAGUUUUACAAUCAAGUGUAGAAGGGUUUUUAACUAACUUCAGAGUUCCAAAUGCUAAACAAACAGAGUACCUUGAGCUGAUUCUCUGGGGAUAAACUUGGCCUUCAGAACUGCAAUAUCACUGAGCCUGUGGUCUACAUGCCGCCCCACAUUCUGUUGAUUUCACACUCUAGUGCAAGUAACCUCUGGUCUUAACGUGUGUAACUGAGAGAAUAGUGUGUGUUUGUGUGUGCAUGUGUGUGUAUUGUUCCUAAGAACUUGGCACAAAUCAGAGAUAAUUGCCUAUACUGAGAAUCUGUGUUGCAGAAUAUAGUGUAUCAAAAACAUCUUUUCGUCUUAAAUUAUUUAAGUGUUUCUUACACAUCGCUGAAAUCAUUGGUAGCCCACUGUCCCCGCCCCAAGUGUUUAGUAAACUGGUGUUAAGCCUAAAGAAUAGAAAAAAGGUGGAUAGUAACUUCUCAUUGAUGAGAAAACAGGUAUGUGGAUAAAACCAGGCCGCAGUGGUCAAAAGUCUUUGAAUUGUGAAUGUUUGCAUUCUUCUGUACAUGGUUUUUUUCAAUAAAUCCCAAUUAUGAAGCACCUUGUUUAUAGGACAAAAACCUCUAACUAAUUUGAUUGGAACAAACUUCCUUGUGUAAAAGUUGAUUUGACUCAGCAUGUAGAGAAAUCAAAGGUUCAGGAAGUCUGUAUGACUUUUCUCCUGAAAUAGAAAUAUUUGUUAGUGAAUUGAUUGAAUUUUGAAGCCUCUAACUUCUCAGAAUGAUUCUGUUUUUUAGAAUUCCACAUGUAAUAGCAGUGUAUGACAACUCAGAUUACAAUAUUAGAAACAUCUGUAAAAAUUCUACAGUCUUACAUAGCGGAUUGCUAUGCAGACGAAAAAAAUAAGUUUCACAAUAUGAAAGGUAUGACACAAUAUGAGGCGGAAAAGAUUAUCUAAAAAUGGGGGUGUUAGUUAGAAGUGUUUGUGUCCGACAGAAGGUGGGCUUUUACUGUGACGAUGUUCAUAAUAACUGACUGGGCCACCUGAUCACAGAGUUUCCUACAUAUUUAGUGACAAAGCGUCAGAGAGAUCCAGUCCGGAACCAGGGAAACCCUCGUGUGCUCCUACUGUUGGUAUUUUGCCUGGUAUGACUAUGACUCGGUGUGAAUGAGUGUGUCUGUUGAGAUGUUAAUAAAAAGCUUCACAACCGGAAGACUGCAUUUGUUGGCACAUGAAAUAAUAGUGGCUACAGAGAAAAGCUGGUGACCUUGUGUCACCAUUUAUUUUAUGCCCUGAUCAGACUAGCAACUAGAUAUGUGGACGCUUUUCUAACAUGCCUUAAAAAUAUUAUGGUUUGAUCCAAAGACCCACUUUUUUUUUUUUUUUUUUUUUUUUUUAGCUAUUAUGGUAAGGUUUUUUAUUUUGUCUUGCUUUAUUUUUAUACAAAGGCGGCAUUUGUUACAAGUUUUUUUUUCCUUUUAUGUUGCAAUUUUUGGGGGUUCUUUUAAGCUGUGAUAGCGAUGGUAACUGAUGUUUUUCAUUUUGUUCAACUUGCACAAAACAGGCCAGCAUCCGAUCAAAAGUAUUACAUAAAAUCUUAAACUAUUGAAAGGUGCUUUGAUGAUUUUCUCCUUUGGUUUGUAGCAUUAGGACUGAACUUGACUCUCAUCACGACAGUUGCCAUCACUCUUCUGUGGUGUAACUACUGAGAUUUGCUUUUCUUUAUAAAAAAAAUGUUGCCUAAGGAUGUCUGCUAUUUGUUUUCAAGAGUUGUCCAGUGAGACUGUCGUCUGUUUACGUGUGAGUAUGGAAGUGCUCAUUUUACUUGUUGCUGUUGGGUUGUUUUUUUUUUUUUGUUUUUUAGUUUUUUAUUCUUCUCAGUAGUCUUGUGUUAGCACUGGGUAAGCUUUCGUUGUCUCCUUAGCCAAUCAAAUGUUAAAGCCUGUGGGGGUCUUUUCUUUUUUUAAUUGACACGUCAUUGUGCACCUAUUAAAUCUUGAUCAGGGUUUCAGGAAUGACUGCAGUGGGUUUUGGAAACAGACUUAUCAUUAUUGAUUUGGGGUUUCCCAGAGAAAAAUAUAGUUCACAGUUCAUUGUUGAGCUCUAAUACAACUGGCCAUUUAAAAUUGAACAACACUUUAUUGUUUUGUAACAAUGU